This is a messenger RNA of Oppiella nova, 777 nucleotides long. The record is from the annotation of a GenBank genome assembly. Lineage: Eukaryota; Metazoa; Arthropoda; Arachnida; Sarcoptiformes; Oppiidae.
AUGGACUCAUUCUAUGAAUUUGAACAAAAUUUCAACACAACAAAGUCUCACCAAUGGAUGGCCGAUAACUGGCACAACUCGGUCUACCUGUCCAUCGUCUACAUAUGUCUGAUAUCGGUCACUAAGUUUCAAAUGCAAAACAGAAAGGCAUUUGAAAUAAACAGAUAUCUAUUCGCAUGGAAUGCUGUGUUGACUAUAUUCUCAACCAUUGGUACCAUUAGAGCCAUAGCUGAGGUGAGGUACGUAUUGGCAAAUCACGGUAUGGUAGCCUCGGUAUGCAGUCAAGCCUAUCAUACACGGGGCUCAGGCCUAUGGGCACUCCUAUUCUCAUUAUCCAAAGUAUUAGAAUUAUUGGACACAAUGUUUUUGGUGUUGCGAAAAAAGCCGGUCAUAUUCCUGCACUGGUACCACCACGUGACCGUGCUCAUGUUUUGCUGGUACUCGUACUCGCUCAAUGCCAGCACCGGACGAUGGUUCACCCUGGUCAACUAUACCAUACACUCAUUUAUGUACGCCUAUUACGCCGCGCAGGCCAUAGGCGUGAGAGUGCCCUCAAAACUAUCGAAAACCAUAACAAUCGCACAGAUAUUUCAAAUGGUUUUCGGGGUUUUCAUAAAUUUGGUUUCACUGGUACUGAGGGCUACCACUCAUAAGAGUUGUGGCGUUCAGUAUCAAUACACUGCCGUUAGUCUGACACUGUAUUCAACAUAUUUUUAUUUGUUUCACCAAUUCUUUAAAAACAGAUACAAUAAAACUAAAGCCAUUAAACAGAAAUAG